Messenger RNA from Fusarium venenatum, 135 nucleotides. The record is from RefSeq and is a predicted model, not a curated record. NCBI's taxonomy places the organism in Eukaryota, Fungi, Ascomycota, Sordariomycetes, Hypocreales, Nectriaceae.
AUGGAGUUAGUAAAGUGGGUGAAGCCUGGCAAUGGUGGUGUUGAAGCGGAGGAUGCGGACAGGAGGCGUAGUUCUAUAGUCCAAGAGAAGAGUGUCUGCCACAAUGGCGAUGUAAUGGCAGGUGCCAUGGAUUAG